This is a messenger RNA of Emiliania huxleyi CCMP1516, 1407 nucleotides long. RefSeq lists its product as hypothetical. Bases 1 to 1407 code for a protein of 468 amino acids. NCBI's taxonomy places the organism in Eukaryota, Haptophyta, Isochrysidales, Noelaerhabdaceae. The transcript is spliced from 6 exons. The record is from RefSeq and is a predicted model, not a curated record.
AUGAAGACGGGCCUCUUGCCCGAGAACAAGAGUCGCGGCUCGUCGAGUGACGACGAUGCGAUGGGCGACGAGCAGGCGAUGGAGUACGAUGGUCGGCAGCCAGCAGCGUCAGAGGCCGAGCCGUCCGCUGCGGCGGAGCAGAGGUGCGGCUGCUCGGAUGCAAAGACGAUUGAGGUGAUCGCAGUGGGCCAGAACGUGCUGGCGGUGAUCCUCGCGCGCGCCUGGGCAGACCUCCUAUUCGAGGUGGCCAUGCCAAUCGCGUCGGGCAUUCCCCUGCACGCCACGACGACAUGCGCGUUUGACCUGCGCUGCCUGGCGGUGAUACUCACACUGGGCGCGCUCGCCAACCAGGUCUGCGUUGGGCACUGCUUUGUGAAGGGACCAAUCGUCUCCCUGAUGCCUGCCGUGGUCGGGAUGACAACCUCCGGCACUGUCACGCCCUCAGCGCUCAAGUGCCGUGACGACGAAUCCAACGGCGAUCUGCUCUUUGCAUUGUACUACCUCGCCUUUGCGCUGCUGCUCUUUGCGACACUCAACGAGCUGAAGCGGAGGCUGACCGAGCCUGGCGACAAAAACCUCGCGCGGAGGUACGCCGUCGGCAUCACCACCCUCGCGUCCAAUUUUCUCGCCCUGUCGUCCGCCGCCAUCCUCAACGCCACUAGCAAAAGCGAGCUCGCCUUCAACGCGCCCGAGUACCUCGCCGCCUACACUGCAGGCCUUGUCACCGAGGUGCGGCUGCCAGACCCGGCGCUUUGCCAGGCCAUGUGGGCUAUGGCCGCGUUCCUCUGGCUCCCGCGCGUGCUAGCGAGCCUCUCGCCGCUCCUCUCGCAACGGCCCGUCUUCUUCGACUUUGCGAUCAAGCUUUUCGCCUUCUACGUUGCCUUCCAGAUCCUCAACGCCAUCCUCACCACGAUCGCAGUGUCGCAGCAGACGUCCGUUGUCGUCUCGAGCGGCGACGCCCCCAUCUUGGAGAAGGCUGCCCUGGCCGUCUCAAUGGCGCUGCUGGCUGUGAUGAGGGCGCUGCUGCCCUCGUCGGGACAGAAGGUCGGCCUGGGGGCGAUCGCCGCGCCGGGGCCGGGGGCCUUUGUUGAGCACACGAUCGGCAUGUCGCUCGGCUGGAGCUGGCAUCCGUUCAUCAAGGCGCUCUUCCUCGGAAGUUGCGCGCUACUAGCGGAUGCAGAGGCCAGAGCCCACGCCGAGGAGGCUGAGGAGGAGGAGGUGGAGGCAGGUGCCGUGCUGCUCUACACGCUUGCCGCGACCGUGUGCGCAGGCCGGCUCUACUUUUGGCUCUGGCACCUCGCCGCAGCGCGGAGAACGCGCGAGGCGGAGGGCGCGGCCGACGCGGGCUUCACGGCCGACUCUGCCGACGCUGGCGACGGUGGCGACGAUGGAGGCGGUGGCGAAUGA